Messenger RNA from Thecamonas trahens ATCC 50062, 1413 nucleotides. Its product is annotated as NADPH-glutathione reductase. Bases 1 to 1413 code for a protein of 470 amino acids. Gene Ontology annotation, biological process: glutathione metabolic process; cell redox homeostasis; cellular response to oxidative stress. Gene Ontology annotation, molecular function: NADP binding; flavin adenine dinucleotide binding; glutathione-disulfide reductase (NADPH) activity. Gene Ontology annotation, cellular component: mitochondrion; cytosol. The record is from RefSeq and is a predicted model, not a curated record. The transcript has 2 exons. NCBI's taxonomy places the organism in Eukaryota, Apusomonadida, Apusomonadidae.
AUGUCAUCUGAGGGAGCAUCGACCGAGUAUGAUCUUGUUGUGAUUGGUGGAGGUAGUGGAGGUAUGGGCCUUGCUCGGCGGGCAGCCGAGUAUGGAGCACGUGUGGCGGUGGUGGAGAAGGACCGGCUCGGCGGAACGUGCGUCAACGUCGGCUGUGUGCCCAAGAAGGUCAUGUGGAAUGCCGCCAAUCUGGCGUCGACUCUGGGAUACAUGCCUGGCUACGGACUUGGGGUGAGCAAGGAGGCGCUUGCUCUUGAUUGGCCCACGCUCAAGGCCAACCGCGAUGCCUACGUCGCACGGCUCAAUGGCAUCUACGAGCGCAACCUGGCAAAGGCCAACAUCGAGUACGUGGUCGGCUCUGCGAGCGUGGCGGGCAAGGGCCUCGUUGCGGUUACUGCUGCGGACGGGUCCGUGACUGAGCUCAAGGCCCCUCACGUUGCCAUUGCCACCGGCGGCUACCCGUGCAUCCCGCCCGAGAUGGUUGGCGGCGAGCACGUCAUCACCUCGGACGGCUUCUUUGAGCUGGAGGAGGCGCCGGCAAAGGCCGCCAUCAUCGGCGCUGGCUACAUUGCGGUCGAGCUGGCCGGCGUGCUUGCCGAGCUCGGGACCGAGGUCCACCUGUACGUGCGCAAGCACGCGGCGCUGCGGGCGUUUGACGCCGACGUCGUCGAGUCGCUCACCGACGCGCUCGAGCACUCGGGCAUCAUCCUCCACACCUUUUCGCCGAUCGGGAGCGUGGCCAAGGACGAGGUGUCGGGCAAGCUGACGGUGACGACUGCUGGCGAGAACGUCGAGGUCAUUGACGGCUUUGACGUCGCGGUUGCGGCCAUCGGGCGGUGCCCCAACACCGACGGGCUCGGCCUGGCGGAGCUUGGUGUGGCAGUGCAGGACUCGGGCCACAUUGUAGUCGACGACUUCCAGAACACGUCUGUCGAGGGUGUGUACGCGCUCGGCGACGUGUGCAACAAGCGUGUGGACCUCACGCCGGUGGCGAUUGCGGCCGGGCGCAAGCUUGCGGCACGGCUGUUCAAGGGCGACGCCACAGCCAAGAUGGACUACACCAACGUGGCGACGGUCGUCUUCUCGCACCCGCCCAUCGGCACUGUCGGGCUCACCGAGGCCGAGGCGCGGGAGCAGUUUGGCGACGACGCGGUGACCACCUUCCGCUCGCGGUUCACCAACAUGUUCUACGCCAUGGGUGACGACAAGCCAAAGACAAUGAUGAAGCUUGUGUGUGUCGGCGACGAGCACCGGGUUGCCGGCAUCCACAUUCUCGGCCUUGGCGCUGACGAGAUCAUCCAGGGCUUUGCCGUUGCCGUCAAGAUGGGCGCGACCAAGGCCGAUCUCGACGCCACCUGCGCCAUCCACCCGACUGCUGCCGAGGAGCUUGUGACCAUGAGGAUCUCCCCCUAG